UACAUAAGUAUUUGCUGUGACGAAAGUGAGUGACUAACUAGUUAUUAGUUACCGAGUGUUACGACAUUUUGACAAACCAUGACUAAAAGAAAAGCACUAUAAGUGUCUAUAACUAUCAUUAUAUUCUUUAAUCACUAUUCAUACUUACCAGGCUAUUAAUUUUAAUAAUGAAUAAAUAAUUACUAAUAAGACACCCAAAAUGACGAGUAAAUGAGUAAUCGUUUAACAUUCGUACGGUGUCAGUGAAAUGUUUGAUUAAAUUGUAUGUAAUUUAUAAUAUUAAAGUAAUAUCGUCAUUUAUCACUAGGUACCUUGAUUACAGAAUUAUAGCAGUUUUACGUCUCUUUGAGUUAAAUUUUUUUGCUAUUGACGACUCGUGUAGAUUUUAUAGUUUUAUAAAAUGAGUUAUACAAAUAAAGUUAUUCAUAGUGGAUAUUUUAACGACACUCUUAGACAAUGGCAGUGCCAAAACACUCAAAUUACCUCUUUAAAUUUAAUGUAUCCUAUUUUCAUUUUAGAUGAAAAAGAUGUAAGAGAAGAAAUAAAAUCAAUGCCAGGUAUCUAUCGACAAGGAUUAAAUCAUAUCAAAGCCUUGUUGGAUCCAGUUGUUGAGUUAGGCCUUAAAUCUAUCUUAAUUUUUGGCGUGAUCAAUAAGCUAUCAAAAGACCAAUAUGGAACACAUGCUGAUUCUCUUGAAAAUCCAGUUAUUCAAGCUUUACCAUUAUUAAAGGAAUGGUACCCAAAUCUUGUGAUAGCUUGUGAUGUAUGUUUAUGUCCAUAUUCAUCUGAUGGACAUUGUGGAAUAAUUGAAAACAAACAAAUAGACAAUGUAAAAAGCAUAAAAAGGAUAGGAGAAAUAGCAUUAUCAUAUGCUCUUGCUGGUGCAGAUAUUGUGGCUCCAUCUUGUAUGAUGGAUGGGCAUGUAACAGCUAUUAAACAAAGUUUAAUGAAAGAGAAUUUGUUGAGUCGAGUUAGUGUUUUAUCAUAUUCGGCAAAAUUUUGUUCUGUAUUUUAUGGACCAUUCAGGGAUGCUGCAAAUUGUGCACCAAGUUUUAGUAAUCGCUCUUCAUAUCAAAUUCCUGUAGGAAGUUCAAGCAUUGCAGAAAGAGUGGUGGAUAGAGAUAUCUCUGAAUCUUGUGAUAUGACUAUGGUUAAACCUGGUAUGAUGUACUUAGACGUAGUAAGAAAAGUUAAAGAUAAACAUCCAAAUAUACCAAUAUUUAUUUAUCAGGUAUCUGGAGAAUAUGCAAUGUUAUAUUAUGCAGUACAAGCUGGUGUAGUACAAUUAAAAGAGGGUUUAGUUGAAAUUUUAAGAAGUAUGCGACGAGCCGGUGGUGAUGUGAUUGUGACUUAUUAUACUCCAGAAAUCUUAAAUUGGUUAAAAGAUGUAUCAAUAUUAUAAAUAAUAUGUAUUAUACUGUUUACUCUGGUAUAAUUUUUCUAGUAUUAUAGGUUUUUUUUUUUUGUUUCACUGGUAAUAUGUCCAAAGGUUAUAUUGGUUGUCUAUUUGGCACAUGUUUUAUUUUUAUCUGUUGUGUAUAAUAUAGGUAAUGGUGAUCUCUUUCUCUAGACAGUCUCUUGUAUAGAAAGAGAUAAUAUAUGUCGUUUACUCAUACCAUCAACAAUAUAUAUUGGAGUCAAUGCCUAAAGUUUAAGAUAAACUUGGUAUCCAUUGCUCUAUGGCUAAAAGUUUUUAACUUAAUUUGUCAAGUAUUUAUUAUACAGCCAAAAAAAAAUAACUACUGGUGCUCAUGUUAACUUUAAGAACUAAUUAUAUAAAUAUAUCUAUAAACAUAGGUAUAUGAUUCAUUUGAUAUUUCUAUAUGGAGCACUAAAAAAUAUUUUUUUCUAGUAAUUUCAUAUGUAACCUUUCAGAAGCCUUAGACUAACCAGUAAAUCUUAAAACUGCCAUAGUCCACUUAGCUCUUAUGUCUCAUAGUUAAUUUAAUUUAGAUAAAUAUAUUUGUUGAUAAUUUAAUAAUGGUUGAAAAUAAAAAAAUUGUUACUUCGUAA
Messenger RNA from Rhopalosiphum padi (bird cherry-oat aphid), 2013 nucleotides. Its product is annotated as delta-aminolevulinic acid dehydratase. Gene Ontology annotation, molecular function: zinc ion binding; porphobilinogen synthase activity. Lineage: Eukaryota; Metazoa; Arthropoda; Insecta; Hemiptera; Aphididae. The record is from RefSeq and is a predicted model, not a curated record. The coding region runs from base 401 to 1402 and encodes 333 amino acids. The transcript is spliced from 8 exons. Gene Ontology annotation, cellular component: cytosol. Gene Ontology annotation, biological process: heme biosynthetic process.